GAGAAGCGAGGAGGGAGACUCAGACCUCUCCGCGCGUGCCUGACUGAACGCAGCUCCGGGCGAGUUUUCGGAACCGAACUGGACCACGGUGGAUGAUUGAAUUCCGGAGAGCAGGUGGAAGUUGAAAUGAGGAAGGAGGACGCUUCCUUCCGAGGUGUGUUUGAUCGCGAGUGACGGCAUGUCGCGCGCGCGCUCGCCGGUGUGACCAGUUCGUCCAGCUUGGUGGAGUUCGACUGACAGUCAGGUGAGCAGCAUGGCCGGAGUGAGCAACAUGAAGACGCUGGAGGACCUGACGCUGGACUCCGGGUACGGGGCAGGUGACUCCUGCAAGUCGCUCAGCCUCUCCUCCUCCAAGUCCAACUCGCAGCCCUUCGUGACGACGACCACCCCGCACCGGGGCACCUGGUGGUACUACUCCGGCUCCAUGAACAGCAGGAACAACAGCUGGGACACCGUCAACACCGUCCUGCCCGAAGACCCGGAGGACAUUUUCUCCAAGUGUCCGCGCCUGCCCGAGCUGGAGGAGUUUCCCUGGACUGAGGACGAGGUGGCGAGAGUCCUGCGCAGAGUGGCCGAGAGUGGCAAAGCUGGACACGUCUUCUCUCCGGAGGCGGUGAAGCGGCUCUCCGCGCUCCUGCGCAAGGCUCUGAUCCGCGUCUCCAGAGAGGCGCAGCGGCUCAGCGUCAUGCAUUGCCGGUGCACGCGCUUCGAAGUGCAGAGCGCCAUGCGCCUGGUGCUCAGCUGGGCGCUGGCCGACCACUGCGUGUGCGCCACGGUCAAAGCCAUCUCGCUGUACAGCAUGAGCGCGGGCGAGCUGCUGAGCAAGGGCAAGUCCGCCCGCUGCGGCCUCGCCUUCUCUGUCGGACGCUUCUUCCGCUGGAUGGUGGACACGCGCAUAUCCGUGCGCAUCCACGAGUACGCUGCCAUCUGCAUGACCGCCUGCAUGGAAGCUCUGGUGGAGGAGAUUGGAGCCCGCGUGCUGAUGGCGGAAAGGGGUCAUUCAGGGCCGGACCCGGGGUCAGGUCAUGUCCUGGUGAGCGCAGAAGCCCUGGACGGUGUGGUGAACAAUGACGCGGAACUGUGGGGAGUCCUUCAGCACUACGAGCACCUGAUCUGCGGGAAGAACGCCAACGGCGUUCUGUCUCUGCCGGCACAUUUCAGCCCCUACACGGAGAACCAGCAGUCUGCCGACUGCCGGGAGGAUGCCUAUGCCCAGCUGGAACUGAGGACCCUGGAACAGUCACUACUGGCUACUUGUGUGGGCAGCAUCUCUGAACUCAGUGACUUGGUCUCCCGUGCAAUGCACCACAUGCAGCGGCUGAGCUCAGUGCGUCCCGGUCUCAGUCCAGCUCGAAAUCCCAGACCACAGCAACCCGUGUCCUGGUCACCUGAUGCCCUACACACCCUCUACUACUUCCUGCGUUGCCCUCAAAUGGAGUCGAUGGAGAAUCCGAACUUGGACCCCCCACGCAUGGCGUUGAGCAAGGAGAGGCCGUUCCUCCUGCUGCCGCCUCUGAUGGAGUGGAUGAGGGUGGCCAUCGUUCACGCCGAGCACCGCAGGAGCCUGCUAGUGGACAGCGAUGACGUCAGACAGACGGCCAGACUUCUCCUGCCGGGACUGGACUGUGAACCUCGGCAGCUGAAACCAGAGUGUUGCUUCAGCUCUUUCAAACGUUUGGACUCCAAAGCCGCCACUGACAAGUUCCACCUGGAUCUGGGCUUUCGGAUGCUGAACUGUGGACGCACUGAUCUCAUCGGCCAAGCUAUCGAGCUGCUGGGCCCAGAUGGGGUCAACAGCAUGGACGACCAGGGCAUGACCCCGCUGAUGUACGCCUGCGCAGCCGGAGACGAAGCCCUGGUCCAGAUGCUGAUAGACGCCGGGGCCAACCUUGACGUAGCGGUCCCAGCGUGCUCCCCGAAACACCCCUCCGUCCACCCCGACAGUCGCCACUGGGCGGCGCUCACCUUCGCUGUGCUGCAUGGACACAUCUCUGUGGUGCAGCUUCUGUUGGACGCAGGGGCCAACGUGGAGGGAGCCGCCGUCCGUAAUGGGCAGGAGAACACGGCUGACACGCCGCUGCAGCUGGCUUCAGCAGCAGGAAACUAUGAGAUGGUGAGUUUGCUGCUGGCCAGAGGUGCGGACCCUUUAUCCAAGGCCCAGGAUGGCAACGCUCUCACCGCCUCCUUGUACGAGGACAUGAACUGCUUCAGUCACGCCGCGGCUCAUGGUCACAGGAACGUGCUGAGGAAGCUCCUGACUCAGCCGCAGCAGGUCAAAGAGGACGUCCUGUCUCUGGAGGAGAUCUUAGCCGAGGGCGUGGAGGGCGAGGAGGUCGGCAUCUGCCCUUUCCUCCCUCUCUCGCCGCUCCCGAGCCACCCCUCUGGUCCCGGGGUGGUUCCUGACGGGGCUAUCCCCAAACUCUGCAAGGCCCGGAUGAAGGCGCUGCAGGAGUCCAGCUACUACAGCGCCGAGCACGGCUACCUGGACGUCACCAUGGAGCUCCGAGCUUUGGGGGUCCCCUGGAAGCUGCACGUGUGGCUGGAGUCCCUCCGCUGUGCCCAGCAGCAGUCCAGAGCGGCGGUCACGCUCACCCUCCUCAAGGAGUUCAGCACCAUCAGGGAGGAGGACUUCUGCGAGGAGCUGGUCACCGUGGGUCUCCCACUCCUGUUCACCAUCCUGAGGACCACCAAGAACGACGCCAUCACGCAGCAGCUGGCCUGUAUAUUUAGCCGCUGUUUUGGACCGGCGCCGCUUCCCGCCGUGCCCGAACUCAAGUCCACGCUCUCCGCACAGCUGGACCCUCACUUCCUGAACAACCAGGAGAUGUCCGAUGUGACCUUCCUGGUGGAAGGGAAACCGUUCUACGGGCACAAAGUGCUGCUGAUCACUGCCUCUGAAAGAUUCAAGUCUCUGCUGUCUCCAACUGGAUCUGACAAAAGCUCCAACAAGGAAGUGGAGAUCAGCGAUGUCAAGUAUCACGUGUUCCAGAUGAUGAUGUCGUACUUGUACUGCGGAGGGACAGAGUCGCUGAAAACUAAAGUUCCCGACUUGUUGGAGCUGAUGUCAGCUGCCAGCCUGUUCCAGCUGGGGGCGCUGCAGAGACACUGUGAGCUCAUCUGCUCGCGGCACAUCAACCUGGAUAACGCUGUCAACAUCUACAAGGCCUCCAAGGUUCAUGGCUCGACAGAACUCAGCUCCUUCUGCGAGGGCUACUUCCUGCAGCAGAUGCCGGCGCUGAUGGAGAGAGAAGGCUUCCGGACUCUGCUCCUGGGUCCUCCAGCAUCCCGGGGGCAGGGCAACAGCGCCACCCCACCACCGGCUCAGAGCCGAGCGGACUGUCCUCUGGAGGAACUGGAAGCCACGCUGGCUCAGAGGCUGCGCUCUCUCUACGUCUCGUCCAGAGUGUGAGGACCACGGUGACCCUGAGCAGAGCAGACUUGAACUCUGAAGACUGAUCCAGGAUCUGGAGGGUCUUGUUAGAUCCAGUGUCACCGACGAGGAAGCUGAGUCUCACUUGGUCUCUGUGACAGUGGAACAUGAACCCGACUGGCUCUGGAAGCUUGAUUUGUAAAAACACUGUUGCCCUCUAGUGGACCGAACGGGGCACUGCAGGCCGUUGGAGGCUAGUGAUCGGACUGAGAGGAAAGACUGAACCGAGGCCGGGCUGGACUUGAGGCUUUAUCUCUCUCUCUCUCUCUCUCUCUCCAGUGAGGCAGACGGAGAGAGAUGCAACGCAUUUAACCUUUUUAUGUAACUUUUAUCCGCUGUUUGAAAUAUGUCUGAGGAGAGAGCAGAGUGGUGACGGACGUUUCUAUUUAAAAAGGAGAAAAGACGUGAGAGAGUAUUUAACGGGGCGCUCCCUUUUAUUUUGGUUUUAUUCCAAAUAAUUAUUAAUAUUUUUUAACUAUAUUGUGUUUCCUGGGACACUAACAGUCUAUUAAGCUUCAAACAUGAGGAGAGCGACACAAGGAUUCACAAUACAACCUGUCAUUACUGAGUGCUGGAAUAAAAGCAAAAGUGGGAAGGACUCAGUUGAGUUUGUU
This is a messenger RNA of Synchiropus splendidus (mandarinfish), 4044 nucleotides long. It is a transcript of the gene abtb2b, whose product is annotated as ankyrin repeat and BTB (POZ) domain containing 2b. Gene Ontology annotation, molecular function: protein heterodimerization activity. The record is from RefSeq and is a predicted model, not a curated record. Bases 254 to 3409 code for a protein of 1051 amino acids. NCBI's taxonomy places the organism in Eukaryota, Metazoa, Chordata, Actinopteri, Syngnathiformes, Callionymidae. The transcript is spliced from 17 exons.